UGAGCGCAGCGGCGCAGAGCGGGUGCAGAUCCUGCCCACCAUGGCCAGGCGCCCACGGAGCAGCAGAGCGUGGCAUUUUGUCCUGAGUGCAGCUCGCCGAGAUGCGGAUGCCCGGGCCGUGGCUCUGGCAGGGUCCACCAACUGGGGCUACGACUCUGAUGGGCAGCACAGCGACUCAGAUUCCGACCCCGAGUAUGCAUCUCUGCCGUCAUCCAUCCCCAGUGCCGUGCCUGUGACUGGGGAGUCCUUCUGCGACUGUGACAGUCAGAGUGAGGCCUUCUGUGGCAGUCUGCACGCCGCCCACCGGGGCAGGGACUGCCGCUGCGGGGAGGAGGAUGAGUAUUUUGACUGGGUCUGGGAUGACCUGAAUAAGUCCUCGGCCACCCUGCUGAGCUGUGACAACCGGAAGGUCAACUUCCACAUGGAGUACAGCUGUGGCACAGCGGCCAUCCGGGGUACCAAGGAGCUGGGGGAGGGCCAGCACUUCUGGGAGAUCAAGAUGACCUCGCCCGUCUAUGGCACUGACAUGAUGGUGGGCAUCGGGACAUCGGACGUGGACCUGGACAAGUACCACCACACGUUCUGCAGCCUGCUUGGCCGGGACGAGGACAGCUGGGGCCUCUCCUACACGGGCCUCCUCCACCACAAGGGCGACAAGACGAGCUUCUCCUCCCGGUUCGGCCAGGGCUCCAUCAUUGGUGUGCACCUGGAUACCUGGCAUGGGACGCUGACCUUUUUUAAGAACAGGAAGUGCAUAGGAGUGGCAGCCACCAAGCUGCAGAACAAGAGGUUCUACCCGAUGGUGUGCUCCACGGCGGCCAAGAGCAGCAUGAAGGUGAUCCGCUCCUGUGCCAGCAUCACCUCCCUGCAGUACCUGUGCUGCUACCGCCUGCGCCAGCUGCGGCCUGACUCUGGGGACACGCUUGAGGGCCUGCCCCUGCCGCCCGGCCUCAAGCAGGUGCUGCACCACAAGCUGGGCUGGGUCCUGAGCAUGAGCUGCGGCCACCGCAAGCCCCCCACGCCCUCGCCCAUGGCCAAUCCCAGCAGCCCCGAGACCCGGCGCUGCCAGAGGAAGCGCUGCCGAAGGACCUAGCUUGUUUCCCAGUGAAAAUUGCCUUCUACAGCUGGGAUGGCGUUUUCUCUGUUUCUCCCUUUCGACCACCCCCCAGGGCAACAGGAGAGGGAGGACUGAACCAAGGUUUGUCUCGGCUGCCCCCCUGCCACCCGAGGCUGGGAGAGGCCUUGCUACAGGGGCUCUGGGGCCAUUAUCCCUGUGAUCCGGAGACCCGGACUUCCUAGUCUGUCUGCUUCCUGUGCCGGGUGUGGGAGCAGC
Messenger RNA from Lipotes vexillifer (Yangtze River dolphin), 1333 nucleotides. It is a transcript of the gene SPSB3, whose product is annotated as splA/ryanodine receptor domain and SOCS box containing 3. The transcript is spliced from 7 exons. NCBI's taxonomy places the organism in Eukaryota, Metazoa, Chordata, Mammalia, Artiodactyla, Lipotidae. Bases 41 to 1093 code for a protein of 350 amino acids. Gene Ontology annotation, molecular function: protein binding. Gene Ontology annotation, biological process: proteasome-mediated ubiquitin-dependent protein catabolic process. The record is from RefSeq and is a predicted model, not a curated record. Gene Ontology annotation, cellular component: SCF ubiquitin ligase complex.